This is a messenger RNA of Clunio marinus, 2356 nucleotides long. Lineage: Eukaryota; Metazoa; Arthropoda; Insecta; Diptera; Chironomidae. The record is from the annotation of a GenBank genome assembly.
UCUAAAAUUUGAAAACAAUUAAAAUCGAAAUCAAUUUAGAGCUGUAAUAAGUAAUUAAACUCAUUUAAGGAUGGAUAAUAACAAUCCUGAUAUACAUCGCUUUCCACCACCAAUGCUACCACCUCCUAAUUUACCCAAUAUUCCUAAUAGUUGGAUGAAUGACGAUGAUUUUCCACAUUUCGAUCAACAAUCAACAAAUCAGCCGCCUCCUCAGCAGCAACCACCACAACCAGCCUUAACUGAGGAUGCAAAAAAGAAGCUUCCUCCACCUUUAAUGUCAUUGAAAAUUGAUAAGCCAGGUUCGAAUGAGAAAUCCGAAUUAGUGCUACCAAAAGCUUUAGAAGAUGCUUUAGCUUUAACAACACAAAGAAUUCAAUUGAAUGAAACUCCGAUUCAGCAACAAGGUCAGCAGUCGGCCAGUGAUUUUUAUGACAUUGAUGAUGAUAGCGAUGAGGAUCAAAACACAUUGCAAGAAACUUCACGAAAUGUUAAAAAUCGAAAUGAUAAAAACAAGAAAAAGAAAAAUCGUAAGAAGCUUAAUCGUCAGAAACGUUUGGCACAGCAGCAAGAGAAUCAAGAAAAUCGAUCAGUUGAAGAAAAAGAGCCAGAAGUUGUAGAAAAAGAGAAGUCAUCAAAGAAGAAACAUGAAACUGAUGAAAAAGUUGAGAUUGAAUAUGUCCCGGAACGAAUAACAGUCGCCGAUUUAGCUCCAAUGUAUCGUCAGUUCUACCGAGUUUUUGAAAUUUUCAAGUUGGAAAACAAACCAAAAGAAGCUCCACUUCCAAUUCAAACAGCUGAAGAAGUAAAAGCAGCAAAAAAAGCAGCCGAAAAGAAUGAGGAUGAUGAAGAUGAUGAAUUCGAAGAGAACGGCGACAAGAAAGACGACAAAGACAAAUUAUCGAAACGAAAACUUAAAAAAUUGACACGUUUGAGUGUAGCUGAGUUGAAGCAACUUGUAAAUCGUCCAGAUGUUGUAGAGAUGCAUGACGUUACUGCUCGUGAUCCCAAACUUCUCGUUCAACUCAAAGCACAUCGCAAUACUGUCCAAGUACCACGCCAUUGGUGUUUCAAACGUAAAUAUUUGCAAGGAAAGCGAGGAAUUGAAAAGCCGCCAUUUGAUCUUCCAGCAUUUAUUAAAAAGACUGGGAUCAUGGAAAUGCGUGCAUCACUUCAGGAGAAAGAUGAAGCUAAAACCUUAAAAGCAAAAAUGCGCGACAAGAUUCGACCAAAAAUGGGUAAAAUUGAUAUCGAUUAUCAAAAGCUCCACGAUGCUUUCUUCAAAUGGCAAACAAAGCCAAGAAUGACAAUUCAUGGCGACUUGUAUUAUGAAGGAAAGGAAUUCGAAACAAGAUUGAAGGAGAAGAAACCAGGAGAUUUAAGUGAAGAAUUAAGAACGUCGCUUGGCAUGCCGAUUGGUCCAAGUUGUCAUAAAAUUCCACCUCCAUGGCUCAUUGCGCAACAACGUUAUGGUCCACCACCAUCAUAUCCAAAUUUGAAGAUUCCUGGUCUCAAUGCUCCCAUUCCUGAAGGUUGUUCAUUUGGUUAUCAUGCUGGGGGUUGGGGAAAACCUCCCGUCGAUGAAUCUGGCAAACCUUUAUAUGGAGAUGUCUUUGGGACGAGUCACUUGGAUAACGACGGUGGAGUUGGAGAUGAAGAAAUCGAUCGAACUUUAUGGGGUGAGUUGGAAUCUGAAUCGGAAGAAUCUUCUGAAGAAGAGGAAGAAGAUGGUGAAGAUUUGGCUGGUGUUCCUGAUGAAACUGGGUUGAUUACACCGGCGGGAUUAGAAACACCUUCAGGUUUAACUUCUGGAGUGCCUGCUGGAAUGGAAACACCAGAUUCGAUUGAGUUGCGAAAGAAGAAGAUUGAAGCUGAGAUGGAAGAUAACGAAACUCCACUCUUGUAUCACGUUAUUCCUGAGAAGAGAAACGAGAGAAUUGGUGGAGCGAUGAUGGCUUCGACACAUGUUUAUGAUAUGACAACAGCGACGGGCGCACUUCCACCUCAAGCAACAAGACGCACUGGAAAUGUAGAGCGUGAAGGAAUGGUUGAGUUGGCACUUAAUCCAGAUGAAUUGGACAUGGAUAACGAAGCAAUGGCACAGCGAUAUGAACAACAAAUGAGAGAACAGCAAAGUCAUCUACAGAAAGAAGAUCUUUCCGAUAUGUUGGCAGAACAUGUCGCACGUCAGAAGUCAAAACGUAAACGUCAACAGACGACGAGCACACAAAAACCGAAAGAUGAUUACAAAAAAUUCAAAUUCUAAUUUUUUCUUCUAUUUGCAUUUCUUUCUUAUGUAAUUUUUAAAAGUGUCAAUAAAAAAAAUAUAUAAGAAAUAUCUUGCUUGCCAUGUUGCAUC